AUGGGAAAUUGUUGCUCUCAUGGACGAGAUUCAGGGAAUAACAAAGAAGAAACCACGCCGGAAAACGGAGCCGGAGCCGGCGGUGCUUGUGCCGGUGCGGAAGCCUCUGUGAGAGCUUCGAAACACCCACCAGCAUCUCCUCCUCCUGCAACAAAACAAGGGCCAAUAGGACCUGUCUUAGGCCGACCAAUGGAAGAUGUAAAGAGCUCAUAUUCAUUGGGCAAGGAGCUUGGUCGUGGACAGUUUGGUGUGACCCAUCUCUGCACGCAAAAGGCCACGGGGCUGCAAUUCGCUUGCAAGACCAUCGCCAAAAGGAAGCUGGUGAACAAGGAAGACAUUGAGGACGUGAGGAGGGAGGUGCAAAUAAUGCAUCACUUGACGGGUCAACCAAACAUCGUGGAGCUUAAAGGAGCGUACGAGGAUAAGCACUCGGUGCAUUUGGUCAUGGAGCUUUGCGCCGGAGGAGAGUUGUUCGAUAGGAUCAUUGCGAAAGGGCAUUACUCGGAGAGAGCCGCUGCUUCGUUGCUAAGGACGAUUGUUCAGAUCGUGCACACUUGCCAUUCCAUGGGGGUUAUUCACAGGGACUUGAAGCCUGAGAACUUUUUGUUGCUUAACAAAGAUGAGAACUCUCCUCUCAAAGCCACGGACUUUGGGCUGUCCGUGUUCUACAAGCCAGGAGAGGUGUUCAAAGAUAUUGUGGGAAGUGCUUAUUACAUUGCACCAGAGGUCUUGAGGAGGAAGUAUGGACCAGAGGCUGAUAUUUGGAGCAUUGGUGUCAUGUUGUAUAUCCUCUUGUGUGGUGUCCCUCCUUUCUGGGCUGAGUCGGAGAAUGGGAUUUUCAACGCCAUCUUAAGCGGACAGGUUGAUUUCUCAAGCGAUCCAUGGCCAGCCAUUUCACACCAGGCAAAGGAUCUGGUUAGGAAGAUGCUAAACUCUGAUCCUAAACAAAGAUUAACCGCCGCUCAAGUUCUCAACCAUCCAUGGAUCAAGGAGGAUGGAGAAGCGCCAGAUGUUCCUCUAGACAACGCAGUGAUGUCAAGGCUCAAGCAAUUCAAAGCAAUGAACAAUUUUAAGAAAGUUGCUUUACGGGUGAUAGCUGGUUGCUUAUCAGAGGAAGAGAUCAUGGGGUUAAAAGAGAUGUUCAGAGGAAUGGACACAGAUAACAGCGGAACAAUAACUCUUGAGGAACUAAGACAGGGACUUGCAAAGCAAGGUACAAGGUUGUCUGAAUACGAAGUCCAGCAAUUAAUGGAAGCUGCUGAUGCGGACGGUAAUGGAACAAUAGACUAUGGAGAAUUUAUAGCAGCAACAAUGCACAUCAACAGACUCGACAGAGAAGAGCAUCUCUACUCAGCUUUCCAACACUUUGACAAAGACAACAGUGGAUAUAUCACAAUGGAAGAGUUGGAGCAAGCUCUGAGGGAGUUUGGCAUGAAUGAUGGCAGAGACAUUAAGGAAAUCAUUUCUGAGGUUGAUGGAGACAAUGAUGGGAGGAUAAACUACGAGGAAUUUGUGGCAAUGAUGAGGAAAGGAAACCCAGAUCCUAACCCUAAGAAGCGGCGUGAGCUGUCUUUUAAAUGA
This is a messenger RNA of Thlaspi arvense, 1581 nucleotides long. NCBI's taxonomy places the organism in Eukaryota, Viridiplantae, Streptophyta, Magnoliopsida, Brassicales, Brassicaceae. The record is from the annotation of a GenBank genome assembly.